AUGGCCGAGGAGGAAGGGCAAGAGGUCAUCUUCACUGAAAACACUGCGCCAGACAGAGAGAUUUGGGAUGAGAAGGGUGGCUUGAUCAAGAAAGGUGCCGCUGAAAUUGCUGAACGUGAUCAAGAUCAUGUGCCAGAGGUGAAGGUUUUGACGACGCUAGGCAUGUUCGCGGUGCCCGUGACAGCUGAGACCACCGUCGGAGAGAUCCGCCAAAAAGUACAGGAAUGGAAGCCGGAGUACUCCUUGGAGCAGAUCGAGUUGGUUUGCAAAGACAAAGAUGCCUGGGGCCCUCUUUUCAACAAGACUUCUCGCCCCAGGGACGACGAUGAGACGGUUGAGUCCCUGUGGAGUGACUGGGACAUUCCCCGUCGUAUGAUGCAGGUGGCGCUUUGGAUCAAAGAGAAGAACGAGGAGACGGGCGAGCACGGCCCUCAAGUACCAGUGGGUGUUCAGCCGUUGUACUCCGUUGCCUUCUGCAGGGUAAAGUCGGGUUGGGCGGAGCGCAUCGACGCGAACGCAGAACGAUGCGAGACGGCAGAAGAACAGUCGGCAUUGGUAGAGGCCAAAGGCAAAAAGAAGAUAAAAGAAGCACAUCCUGCUUGGAAGACAUGCAUGGAGCCAGACAGAGAGAUUUGGGAUGAGAAGGGUGGCUUGAUCAAGAAAGGUGCCGCUGAAAUUGCUGAACGUGAUCAAGAUCAUGUGCCAGAGGUGAAGGUUUUGACGACGCUAGGCAUGUUCGCGGUGCCCGUGACAGCUGAGACCACCGUUGGAGAGAUCCGCCAAAAAGUACAGGAAUGGAAACCGGAGUACUCCUUGGAGCAGAUCGAGUUGGUCUGCAAAGACAAAGAUGCCUGGGGCCCUCUUUUCAACAAGACUUCUCGCCCCAGGGACGACGAUGAGACGGUCGAAUCACUGUGGAGUGACUGGGACAUUCCCCGUCGUAUGAUGCAGGUUGCUCUUUGGAUCAAAGAGAAAAACGAGGAGACGGGUGAGUGGGAGAGUACCUUUUGGAAGAUGCUUGAGGAGAGCAAAUGUGAUGAUUGGAGCUUUCAAGGUCACACCAUUUGA
Messenger RNA from Durusdinium trenchii, 1068 nucleotides. The record is from the annotation of a GenBank genome assembly. NCBI's taxonomy places the organism in Eukaryota, Dinophyceae, Suessiales, Symbiodiniaceae.